AUGACACGAAACAAAACAGCACCAAAUUGGCGGCCAAACGUCUUAGGACCUCCUGGCCAUACCGGCAAAACAGUCUUUUUCAAGGCUACUAGGACACAUGCUUUGAAAGUAGCACUAACUCCAGAAGAAAAGAAAACUACCAAAAACCAAAAAAAAUUUUAUAAAAAGGAAAAUACCAAAAAACAGUAUGGACAUAGCCUUGAUAACCAAAAGGACCAAAACUUAAACCAUGGUAAUAAUAAUAAAAUUGGUAAGAAAGCCACAGAAUAUCUUUUGAGAAUAGUGCAGCUCAACGUUGAAGGAAUGACCAAGUCAAAGGCUGAAUUAAUCAGUCAUAUUUUCCACCACGCGGACAUUUUAGCACUG
Molecule: messenger RNA, 366 nt
Organism: Macrosiphum euphorbiae (potato aphid)
Lineage: Eukaryota; Metazoa; Arthropoda; Insecta; Hemiptera; Aphididae
Source: the annotation of a GenBank genome assembly